AAAGCCAGGGCCUUUCCUUCUCCACCAGAUUACCCCUACCUUCUGCGUUUUGCUUUCAGCACCUGUACCUCUCUGUCACUCUAUUUUCCUCUUGACACUUUUGCCCCCGCCGAAAUCCCCUAUUCCCCUUUGCUUCCUUUGCAUGUAAACUGUAAAUUAUUCCUGGCUUUUCCAUCUCUUUUUCUCUUUUUUGCUUGAGAAAACCCUAAUCUCUACCCAAUUUUUGAAGAGUUGGGUUUUCUAGGGUUUUGGAUAUCUUCUCUGAAGCUUGGUGUGUCCAAUCCAGGCAUUAGAUUACAGCUGAGUCACAAGAAUUAGAGGGAGUAAAUGUUGUUUUAUUUGAACCUUAGGUGGACAAAUGAUUCUCACGAAGCAGUAUCGAUGUAUACAUUCUGCAAGCUGUCAAUGCACAAAAGGGCAUCUAAGUGAAGAUGCUAUAUUCCUUGUAUUUCAACAAUUGAAUUGGAAUCCUAAGUUAAUAGCAACACUUUCCUGUGUCUGCAAAUGGUUUGAUGAUCUUGCCAAACGUGUACUGUGGAAGGAGUUUUGUAAAACAAGAGCACCAAAGAUGAUGAUUGAUUUGCAAUCUAGUGGGAGUCACAGUGUAGAUGGAAACUGGAGGGCACUUGGAAAACUGCUUAUUUACUGUUCAGGAAGUAAGAAGGGCGGCCUCUUUAAUACCGUUCAUAUCCCUGGUCACUUUGUCUAUAGGACCAGGUUUUCUAGGACAUCGGGGAAGAGCUUCCUUUUGCCACAAUGCAGAACAGAUGUAUUGUAUGUCUCUGACCCGUGUGAACAUCUUGACCAAGGAGAAGAGGGAGAUGUGGGUUUCUUCCGGGGAAUUUUCAAGUCGUUCUCAAUGUCAAAGGUCCGGAAGAUGUUGAUUAAAAGAGAGGCCCAAUUUCAUCCAACAGAGGUGUGCCCUUACUGUAAGGCCAAGUUGUGGAGCAUGUUGCAAGCCAAAAUGAUACCUCAAAGUGCCAGCUGCAGAUUGGGCGCUUAUGAGGAUUGCAUUGAGUAUUUUGUUUGCCUCAAUGGACAUUUGCUCGGUAUCUGUACUCUGUUACCUUUAUCUGAUUCAGAAGAGGCAUCGGAGUUGGAGUGAAAGUUGAAACAAAAAAGAGGCAGGUUCCUUGCCAUUUUGUAAGCAUAAAGUUGUCGAGGCUGAACAUAUUUGGGGGCUCGAGCUGAAAUGAACCAUUAACAAUCACAUCAAGUGUUCGAGCAUUCUGCCCUGCUCUGAUGUUGUUUUACAAUGGACGUGUUAGAAGCUGUUGCUAACCAUUUGUUUUCCAAUUGCCCUUUCCAUAAAAUGUAGUUACCGUGAACCAUGUAAUCCAAUGUACAUUCAUGUAUGCUCUAAAUAUGUAUGUGGAUCAAAUAUUGGGUUGUGCAAUAAGGUUACACGCUCACCAUGAUCUUAUAAGUUGCUUCAGUCCACCUUU
Rosa chinensis is the source of this 1445-nucleotide messenger RNA. RefSeq names its product EID1-like F-box protein 2. NCBI's taxonomy places the organism in Eukaryota, Viridiplantae, Streptophyta, Magnoliopsida, Rosales, Rosaceae. The record is from RefSeq and is a predicted model, not a curated record. Gene Ontology annotation, molecular function: protein binding. The transcript is spliced from 3 exons. The coding region runs from base 359 to 1105 and encodes 248 amino acids.